AUAUAUAUAUAGUCUGACAUUUAAAGCUGGAGUUUCUUUCUCGGUUUCUCCGUGUUAAUGGGAGUAGAUUGAUGUGCAUGUUUUCCCGAUCCAAAAAACACUGGUUCACGUUAUAACUGUUGAAGCAUGGCUCUUUCCUUCAAUCCCCAAUUCUCAAAGAAUCAAAACCCUUCUGAGAUUGAGUUCCAUAAUGGCAGCUCCAGCACCAUUGUCGGUUUCAGCAGGAGACCCCUUAGCCUCCAAGUCUCUCCCUUUAUCCUCCUCCCGUGGAGAUGAUGCAUUCAGGGCUUCAACGAUCUUUGGUCGAUCCAUCAUAACAGCGAAAAUCCAGCAUACGCAUUUGAAAUUAUUCACGGAUUCAAGGCAAGGGUUCUCUUUGAAGGCUUUUGCGCAGUGUCAAAGAAUUGAGCAACAUCCUAAUAAGAGCAAGCUGCAGAUUCUGCCUGAAGUGGAAAAUAAGUGUGAUAUAUUUAGUGAUCUAAAAGAUAGGUUUUUGGGUUUUAAGAAGAAUAAAUAUUUGAAAAACAUAGAACAUUUCCAAGAACUUGCCCAGGCUCAAGCACCAAAGUUCAUGGUUAUUGCCUGUGCAGAUUCUAGGGUUUGCCCCUCUCAUAUUCUAGGAUUUCAUCCAGGAGAAGCAUUCAUGAUCCGCAAUGUUGGUAAUUUGGUUCCUCCCUUUGAGAGUGGGCCGUCUGAAACAAAUGCUGCACUAGAAUUUGCUGUGAACACCCUUGAAGUUGAGCACAUCUUAGUCAUUGGCCACAGCUGCUGUGGGGGAAUACGUGCCCUUAUGAGUAUGCAAGAUGAUGCCAAUGAAAGUAGUUCCAGUAGCUUUAUAAAUAGCUGGGUGGUAGUUGGAAAGAAUGCCAGAAUCAAAACUGAAGCUGCUGCUUCUCAGCUGAACUUUGAUCAACAGUGCAGCCAUUGUGAGAAGGAGGAAGAAAAUGUAGACUACCAGCGAAAGAAUAUAAUCUUCAAGUUGUUGAAGCAGUUCACAGAUAAAGCUAAGAUAAUGGAGGGAAAGAAAUAGUUGACCAAACUUUUAAAGAGAUUAUUUAAGGUGCAGAAAAUGUUAAGGGCUCCUUGUGAUCGAAACGCAGCAAAUUAAAACGGAGGAGGCAUAGGUGGAUCACGGGUGAUAUUAUCGAAAUCUUUCAAAGAUCAUUGCCAUAAUGAUUUGUUCUGUGGUAGGUAUGAUUAUUUUGGCCAUUUCUUAUGAAUAUGUUAAAUUAUUUAUAUAAUUAAAAUGAUAUAUUGGUAAGAAGUUGAACUAACAAUUCUCAAGGUUGUUCAUGAUACCUAUUCAAGUAACACCAUACUCACCACCCUAUAAUCCUAUCUAUAAAAGCACAUAUAACUCAUGGCAAAUGAUCACAAACCCAACAAAACCAUUUGCAUAGAUUAAUACCACAACAGAUUCAGAAGCCCCUUGCUAUCUUAUACCUACUACUAUGGGUUCUAGCCAUUUCUUGUCAUUCAUUUUAUCACUUGUGCUUCUUAUUUCCUCAUACAAUGAGGUUGCAAAUGCACGUAACCUUCUAGAAUCAACAUUACCAGAGCCAGAAAUACCCAGCCUACCCAUUCCUGAGUUGCCUACACUACCAGAAAUUCCUAAACCAGAAUUGCCUACAAUACCCGAGAUUCCUAAACCGGAGUUGCCUCAACUGCCAGUGCCACCACUGCUUAAGCCUGAGCUGCCUGCUGUCCCGAAGGUAGAACUUCCUAAGGUUCCUGAAAUUCCCAAUCUCCAUCCAGCCACUACUCCUUAGACUGAACUAGUAUUUGUUCCUUUAUUUCUUUGUAUUGUGUGUGUGAUGAGUGAAUUAUUUUUAUAUACCUUCGUCUGAAAGGGUCUCCAUUGGGGUUUCAUUUGUACUAAAGAUAUAAUUAUGUCACAUGGUGUGCUCAGUAGUCAGUAUUCAAGUUCUAUGAGUCCUCUUUUUUUUUGGUAAUUAAGUUCUAUGAGUCCUUUUAUUCCUCCUCUCUCUCUCUCUCUUGGGCCAGGGAGAGAGUGGUUGUAAAAUCAGUACACAGCAUAUGAUGCUGAAUUUGUGAUCAUCAUUUACCUAAUAUAUAUAAUAGUCUUCCAUA
Arachis stenosperma is the source of this 2091-nucleotide messenger RNA. Its product is annotated as beta carbonic anhydrase 5, chloroplastic-like. The record is from RefSeq and is a predicted model, not a curated record. The transcript is spliced from 9 exons. Lineage: Eukaryota; Viridiplantae; Streptophyta; Magnoliopsida; Fabales; Fabaceae. Bases 191 to 1030 code for a protein of 279 amino acids. Gene Ontology annotation, biological process: carbon utilization. Gene Ontology annotation, molecular function: carbonate dehydratase activity; zinc ion binding.